AAUAAUGAGAUAUUAGUAAUGAAACAUCAGCUGAAGAGUCAGUUCUCCAUCCCCUUUCUGUAUGAACUCCUGAAUAUUUGUCCAAACAAACUGAAAAAUAAUUAGGAGGAUAAUCCCAGUCCCACUGCCCCCUCUACCUCUUUUCUUUUCAUUUCUCUCUUUCUCUGAAAAGUGUGAGGGGCGAAGGAUUGAGGGAUUGAGAAGAAGAAAAGAAGGACAGAUACACUCAUGCUGAAGCAAAAGAAGAUCCAGCAGAGAUGAAUAGCACAGCUUCCUUCAACAUCACAGCAUCCCUGCUCACCAAUAUCUCCAGCACCCCCAGCCCCGCCCCGCUCCCGUCCCUGCCCCCGCCUGUCCUGCCAGCGCCCCUCCCCACCAUCAUCGUCGUGCUCUGCCUCUUCCUGCUCUUCGCCGGCUGCACAACCUUCCUGGCCAUCUGCAGACCGUCCGCGAGGUCAGGAGACUCCGAGGGGCGGUGUGGCCCCAGCGACCCCCUGCCCUGCAGCCCCGCCCUCUCCAGCGAGCCCCAGCUGCGGCUAUGGAAGCGGCUGGGCUCGGUGCGCCGCUCCUUCACGUCCUCUUUCAGGCGGCCUCCCCAGCGCAGGACAGACCACGGCGCCUCCUCCCCCACCCCCCUUCCACCACACCUCACCGUGCCCUGCCUCUUCGACCACGCCACCGAGAUCUGACCACAAUCUGACUGAACGACCACGCCACCAAAAAUCUGACCUUUCAUACCAUAGAGAUAUGAUCCCACCCUGGCACAGCCAUGCUUUCAACUAAUCACUCCCCUGGGAUUAGUCCACACCCACACCCCAUGGCUGCAGGAAUGAAUGUAACCCAGCGAUCCUGUCCUGCUUGUACAACCACACACACACACACACACACAGACACACAGACACACAGACACGCACACACACACACCCAGGCACACACACAUGCACCCACAUAUGCACACACACACACACGCACGCACACACACACACACACACACACACCCAGGCACACACACAUGCACCCACAUAUGCACACACACACACACACACACGCACCCACACACACACACACACACACACAGGCACACACACACACAUGCGCACACACACAUCUCAGCCCUGUUUGUUGCGGGAUUUUAGGCGUUAGAGUAUGUGAGCAGACAUGAUGUGAACCCGUCCCUUAAGCCCCCAGCUCCUUCACCCCAGCAUGUCACGGAGAGUCAGCUUCAGCCCUUAAGUGCGUAAAACUGGCGAGGGAGCUCCUCGACCCAGAGGCUCCUGCUCGUUACUGUUCACUUCUCGUCUGUUCGAGUUCAGUUUAACAGCAGAGCUUGAUGGAAAGAGGGAUUCCAUAGCCGGAUCUGCACCUCCAUUUAUUGUUGCUUGGCCAAAAAAACACACCCUCCCCAGGAAGGGCACAAAAAAUCAGCACGAAGAGAAAAAAACUUCUGUGGUUAGCAGAUGGGAGAGGGUGCUGAUGGGAGAUGAAGUUAACCUCCCAUGACCACUGUACUGAAAUGUGCAGUGUUUUUCCUACUGACCCACAAGCCCUGCUUCCUUGUAGAUAGAGAUAUUGGCAGCACUUACGGCUGUGUGGUAUUUCAGCCAUUUGUGUUGGUCGUAGUGACACUAGUUGAUCAAAUAAAACUAAUUCAAAUGAAGCAUUCUGAAUGUGUGUGCCUGUGUGGGUGUGUGUGCUUGUAUGUGUGUCUGUAAUAGCGUGUGUGCACGCUAGUAUAUGUGUGUGUGUGUGCGUGUGUGUGUGUGUGCGAAACAGCCGGUUCAGAGCGCCCAGAUGUGCCAGGCUUUCCUAUGCAGGGAUCAGAGUGGCACAGACUAUACAGUAGCAUGUAAGAACGCUCCAAGCACAGGGGCCCUGUGCCCUGUGAGAGGAGAUGCCGUGAUGCCACAGAGGGACCUAUUGUGAAUAUAGUCUGUUUCUUUAUUUUAUUCUGAAAAUAUUCCAGUUUAGUGGUUUGUGUCUUGUGUUCAAUUUGAUCGACAUAAGGACAAGACAGGAAGUGAGAGAGCAGAAACAGAGCCGCGUGACUCAUUUCCUCUUGUACACAGUGUCAUGGCAAGUUCUUUGUUCCACAGGUGAUUGUUCCAUUGUCAUUGGUUGACUGGUUGACUGAUCGCCAUGGUUACCCAGCUAUUACGUCUGGCGAAAGUGCAGCAUCAUCAACGCAGUACCUUACAUAGCAACCACCGGCUGGAGACGCCCGGACCAACUACAACAAGGUCUCCUGUUAGUUCAUAAGCAAUCUAAUCACUUUAAGAAUGAGCCUAAACUAAUCAAAAGUGCUGAAGUGGUGUACAAUGCAUACCACUUUAAUGGCGUUCACUUCUUUUCUUCUCAUUGACAUUUUCACCAAACUGAAACACUCUAUUUACAGAGCUAAGGUGACAUUAGAUAUUGUCAGCUGGUUGGUACACAGUAAUAUUAGUCAGUAGUUAUUGAACACAAAAUAAACAGAGUAAAAUACAACUUUUCUGGUCAUUAGUCUAAGUAUCCAGAGUGGACGAAACCCUUUUGACAGGAGAGGUACGUGUGUCUCAGACCAGCCGCACCACUUUCACAUCAUAUCAGCGAAAGAAGCACUGAAUGAUGUUAUAAAGGGGACACCUGAUCUGUUCUCUGCCAGUUUUUUUGUCAGUCUGCUGUGAAAUAAAGUGAAUGCAUCUCUGUGUGAAAUUAGAUAUUCUCUCUCAUACACCUGCUAUAUAUGUAGUCACAUACACACACAUGCUCUCAUAGACCUUAUUUCCAGGCGCUCCUUCUUUGUUUAAGCAUAAAUGAUUUGAUGAUUUUAUGUAAUAAUAAAAAACAUUGGGAUUCAA
Messenger RNA from Anguilla rostrata (American eel), 2837 nucleotides. RefSeq lists its product as uncharacterized. Lineage: Eukaryota; Metazoa; Chordata; Actinopteri; Anguilliformes; Anguillidae. The coding region runs from base 258 to 689 and encodes 143 amino acids. The transcript is spliced from 2 exons. The record is from RefSeq and is a predicted model, not a curated record.